AUGACGAAACUGGCUACCAGGAGAAGGCACACCAACCUGAAACUCGGAUGUGCUAAUUGCAAGCGGAAAAAGAUCCGCUGUGACGAGGUGCUUCCUCAGUGUGAGAACUGUCAACGAGCUCGAAGAGAAACAUGCUCCUACUUGUCCUUGUCAAGCGCCGAAAUCAACCGGAUCCGUCUAACCCACUCCCUCAGAAACUCCCAGAACAAGCUUCUAUCCAGCAACUUCCGCCUUCCCACGUCUACAAACAAUCUGUUUGAGGCGAGCGACCUGAUCUUGGCCGAUUCAAGAAAACCGGGGCUGGACGCCUUGGAGUUCAAGUUUGAGUUUUCCAAGUUCAACAACAAGUUCCCUUCCCUGCGCUACGUGUCCGUUCAGUUCCACAACACCUUUGUCAACACGUUGGAGCUUGACUAUAGGCUGGACUUCGAUGAGCGCUCGCCCGACUCAAACGCCGUGCUGACUGACGUGAGCUCUUCGGCCGAGUUGGCCCUUUCUAAUGGCAAGGCACUCCCCAGCAGCGUCCACAGACCAACACGCUUCAAGAGACUAGACCACAGGGCGCAAUUUGGGGUCUCCAUCAACAGGAGACACCCCAUGUGUAUGAUGUUGUGGGACUUCAGCCCGGACCAGCUCUUCUCCGAUAUUUUCUUCACCUGCCAGCGCUGCUUUUCGGCUUCGCUUCUGCUUCUGCGUAUGAAGCAGGAGGCCCUCGUAGGCCGGCUGUUUCCUCCGAACUCCAUCACAUCGUUGGAGACAAAGUGUAAUGCCGCCGUCAAUAUCAUGAGGCAGAUGUUUCCCGAAGCAAUGCGUAUUUUUAGGGAAAACCUCGAGGUGGACAUUCACACGUUGAGCGAGCUUAACAGACAGCGCUUCUACUUGGUAUUGGCUAACUGGCUCUCGGCGUGCUCACUUUCGGUCCUCGACUGCUCGAUCCCGAUUGUCUUCACUUUCCUCGUGGGCCAGAGUAUUAUUUUCGAAGAGUACAUUGCCUACGCUCUCAAACACAGCACGAGUGACAGGGACGGUGUCCAGUGGCUCGGCUUCAUGACAGAGAACAUUCUAUUCAUUCACCUCCCACCCUACGAACCGGCGUUUCUCUUUGAGAUUCGCUCGAACCUUGAAGCCUUGUGUAACUUGUUCGACGUAAACCCCGUCACCCUCACAAACGAUGCAGACGCUUACUACUUCAAAAGACUCAGACACUUUUGCCAUCUGAUGCUCAGCUUCCUCGAUUCUCACAUCCUAAGUAUAGUCUACAUUUCGAGAAACGAGCAUUUUGUGACCACAUACCCACCUUCGGUGAUGUUCAAUGCCGCAAGAAAAUGGUGGUUCCUCAUGCCCUCCAAGUUCCAUCAUCGCGAUACAAGCAGCCCUGCCCACGCAUUCCUUGAGCGUCUCUCGUGCACCGUGAAGAUGUACAGAGCUGCUAUCGGUGUUGGGCUCGAUGCUGUUUUCCCCACAGCAAGAUAUCUUCUAUCAUUGGGUUUUGAGGACCCCACGUUCCAGAUCAGAGAACAGUGCAAAGUCACCAAACCACAACCUAACGAAUUCCACGACCCCAAUCUUCCAGAGUAUUUAUGGAGACACAUGGUCUACGCCUUGCGUGUCUAUGGUUUCUUCCAAAAGAGAUUCAAGCUCUACAAACACAAUGUCAUCUGGAAAGGUCCUUUCGAGGAUCUCAAUUCCAACAACCGCUUCAGUGCUAGGCAUAUGAAGAAUGCAUUAGAGAUACCCGUAAGGAGCUUCAACAACCUUGCAUUGCGCCCCGAGCAUUACGCCCGGCAAAUUCAUGGCCAUUACGAUUCCAUCCUCAAAGACCCAUCUGCAAGUGCUGUGUUCGCACGGCCCGACGAAUCCCAGAUAGAAAUGCAUCAUCAUAGUGAACAUUUCGACGUUUUUGAUCACCGCCACGAGAUUCAGCUUCGUCCGGACUUUUCCUGUCAAUAUGAUUAUGUUCCUCUUAUCAAGGACUGCCCUGAGAAUCAAGAGUAUUCAAUCGAUGAUUUGAAAAGAUAUUUCGAAGAUCGUAAAGGAAUCCUCCAGGGUAUUUUUUAA
Messenger RNA from Candidozyma duobushaemuli, 2058 nucleotides. RefSeq names its product Zcf17p (gene ZCF17). The coding region runs from base 1 to 2058 and encodes 685 amino acids. The record is from RefSeq and is a predicted model, not a curated record. Gene Ontology annotation, molecular function: DNA-binding transcription factor activity, RNA polymerase II-specific; zinc ion binding. The transcript has a single exon. Lineage: Eukaryota; Fungi; Ascomycota; Pichiomycetes; Serinales; Metschnikowiaceae. Gene Ontology annotation, biological process: regulation of transcription by RNA polymerase II.